Mangifera indica (mango) is the source of this 1852-nucleotide messenger RNA. Its product is annotated as probable inactive poly [ADP-ribose] polymerase SRO3. Gene Ontology annotation, molecular function: NAD+ poly-ADP-ribosyltransferase activity. NCBI's taxonomy places the organism in Eukaryota, Viridiplantae, Streptophyta, Magnoliopsida, Sapindales, Anacardiaceae. The transcript is spliced from 4 exons. The record is from RefSeq and is a predicted model, not a curated record. Bases 35 to 1492 code for a protein of 485 amino acids.
AUAUUCAUCGAGCCCAUCCAAGAGUAGAAAAGCAAUGGCUCUUCCAAUUAAGAACCUGGUGGAAUACACCAGAGUUAGGAUUCCAUCACCGAAGCCCUCACCGUCACCAUCACAGUCACAGUCGUCUUCGUCGUCGUCGUCGUCGUCAUCAUCAUCAUCAUCUUCGCCACCCAACCCUGCAACAAAAGGUUGCGUCCGGACACCAAAUUUAUGUUCUAGGCAUUUAAUGAAACAAAACGAUGAUAACUUUAAGCGUAGCGCUUCGCCACUUCGUCUGAUGAAUUAUCAAAAUGGCUCCUGGAUUGAUCUCUCAAACGAAGUGAUUGAUUCUGUCAAAUCCAGUUUCUUAGAGCACAAGCCAAUGGUUAUUGUUACAAUUGAAGGGUCACAGUAUGUGUUUGACUUUCUGAGAAUGCUACAGAUUGAUUUAGAGACUGGAAAACUACGUUCGAUUGCGUGGAUUGAUGUGAACGGUAAAUGUUUUUUCCCUACAUGUUUUCUCAGUGAAGAAGAUGAAGAUUGUGUAGAGAAGCCAGAAAGUGAUACAACUAAAAUCGAGAUCGAGAUCAAUAUUAAGGAUGGCUUAGGGAAGAGACAACGAGAGGCGGUUAACAAAGAAGACGAAGUCAGUUCCGAGGACUUGUUAAAACGACCACGUUUAACCACACAACGAGCAGAGUCAUUUAGAUGGCUAAAUACAAAGUUGUUGAAAGAAACUGACAGAGCAUAUACAUUCGUAAGAGACUCUUUUCUUGCGGGAAUGAAAAAAAUCGGUGCUACGGUGACUGUCACCUCCAUUCAUCAGUGUACACGUGAAGGUCAUUUGCAGAAAGCGCGCUUGGAGGUUUUCCAAAAACAGAUUGAGAUGACAAAAGCAGCUCGUGGCGCGUCAAAUACUGUGUAUGCAUGGCACGGCACGUCACCAAGAGGCGUUGAGAGCAUUCUAGCCCACGGUUUCGGUGCGCCUAGCAAGUUUUCGACUUAUGGGAUCGGCGUUUAUCUGUCACCCCUCGGAUUGCCUGGUUUAAGUGCCCAACUUGCUGAGGCGGACCAGAAUGGUGAGAAGCACGUGAUACUAAGUCGUGUUAUAUUGGGACAUGUGGAAAAAGUUGAGGCGGGGGCUCAACAAUGUUACCCAUCAAGCGUAGAUUUCGAUUCUGGUUCUGAUGAUCCAAAAAAUCCAAAGUGGUAUGUAGUAUGGACAAGCAACAUGAACAGGCACGUUAUUCCCGAGUGUGUUGUGAGCUACAGGUCGACAGGCCACUCGCAAGGCCAACUGAAAGGAGCCAAUUGCGCAAAGUAUCGAUUGGAGAAGUUAAUUUCAAAGAUGAAGAGUUCACUUUCACCUGCCAAACUGCAGGAAUUUAUGAAUUUGUACCGUAUUUACAAGGCAGGGAGGCUGGCAAAAGAUAGCUUCUUUAAACAGAUGCGAUUGGUAGCUGGGGAUCAGAUUCUGCUAUCUGCAAUUCGAGAGAUCCAUGCUUCAGAAUGAGGUUACUAAGCAUAUUGUUUCAUUUGGAAGCAUUUAGUUUUGAAUUUCUGGUUAUUCUAUCCAAUUGAUAGAAUCACAUGUAAUGAUGGUUACAACAAGGCAUAGAAAGAUUACAAAAAAUUGUAGAUGUUGAAGAAAUACAAAAGAUCUUGUAGUUUUUAACCCCAACCCAACCAGUCAUGUAAUAGCCAUGCAUGCCUGCCAUAAUGGAUAUGGUAUAGUAAUAAAUGUCACUUCACUAGUGAACAUCAACUUUCUUGAUCUUCCCUAUGUUAUGGGCUAUAGGUAUUUGAUGAUGUCCUAAGAUUAUGAUGACCAUUAACUUAAAUGUGCUUUGAAUAUAUUUUUGGCCAUUUAUCA